Messenger RNA from Pyricularia oryzae 70-15, 954 nucleotides. RefSeq names its product inositol oxygenase 1. NCBI's taxonomy places the organism in Eukaryota, Fungi, Ascomycota, Sordariomycetes, Magnaporthales, Pyriculariaceae. Gene Ontology annotation, cellular component: cytoplasm. The record is from RefSeq and is a predicted model, not a curated record. The coding region runs from base 1 to 954 and encodes 317 amino acids. The transcript has 2 exons. Gene Ontology annotation, molecular function: inositol oxygenase activity; iron ion binding. Gene Ontology annotation, biological process: inositol catabolic process.
AUGGCUCCAUCCGCCAUUUACGAGGACGCUCCCGUCAGGGACGGCGCAGCCCUGGAAGACAUGUCAGACAAGAUCGAUGCGGUCAACGUCCUCAAGGCCAAGCAGGCCGGUGCGCCUGUGCCAGAGGAGCAGGUCUUUGACAGCGAAUCCAAGUUCGACUCGGAGAAGGACAAGGGCGGGUUCCGGCAGUACGAGGAUGCUUGCGACCGGGUCAAGAAUUUUUACCUGGAGCAACACGAGAAGCAGACGAUGGCAUACAACCUGAAGGCGCGGGCGCAUUUCAACUCGGCGUCGCGCAAGCGCAUGGAGAUGACGGUCUGGGAGGCCAUGGAGAAACUCAACACCCUCAUCGACGAGUCAGACCCGGAUACGUCGCUGUCGCAGAUUCAGCACCUGCUGCAGUCGGCCGAGGCCAUCCGCCGUGACGGCAAGCCGCGCUGGAUGCAGCUGACGGGCCUGAUCCACGACCUGGGCAAGCUUCUCUUCUUUGACGGCGCCGAGGGCCAGUGGGAUGUCGUCGGUGACACCUUCCCCGUUGGCUGCGCCUUUGACGAGCGCAUCAUCUACCCGGGUACCUUUGCCAACAAUCCAGACAAGGACCACCCGGUCUAUGGUACCAAGCUGGGUAUCUACGAGGAAGGUUGCGGCAUGGACAACAUCAUGCUGUCGUGGGGCCACGACGAGUACCUCUACCACGUCGUCAAGGACCAGAGCACCCUGCCCGAUGAGGCCCUUGCCAUGAUUCGCUACCAUUCUUUCUACCCAUGGCACAAGGAGAACGCAUACCGCGAAUUCAUGUGCGAAAAGGACCACGCCAUGCUCGAGGCUGUGAGGGCCUUCAACCCAUACGACCUGUACAGCAAGAGCGACGAUGUACCCAGCGUCGAGGAGCUCAAGCCUUAUUACCUCGAGCUCAUUGACGAGUACUUCCCCAACAAGGUUGUCAAGUGGUAG